Messenger RNA from Micropterus dolomieu (smallmouth bass), 4186 nucleotides. Its product is annotated as PDZ and LIM domain protein 5-like. Gene Ontology annotation, molecular function: muscle alpha-actinin binding; G protein-coupled receptor activity; actin binding. The transcript is spliced from 16 exons. Gene Ontology annotation, biological process: actin cytoskeleton organization; muscle structure development; heart development. The coding region runs from base 227 to 2308 and encodes 693 amino acids. NCBI's taxonomy places the organism in Eukaryota, Metazoa, Chordata, Actinopteri, Centrarchiformes, Centrarchidae. The record is from RefSeq and is a predicted model, not a curated record. Gene Ontology annotation, cellular component: adherens junction; Z disc; stress fiber.
UCUACCUGCUUGUGAAAGAAUUAUUUUACUCUCUGGAAUUUCCAUUAAACAGAUCUUGGAACAACAUCUUAAGUGGAGCCAUAGCAUUUCUGACCAUCAUCUUCAUCAUCAUCAUCAUCAAAACCCAGUGACAUCAUUAUCAUCACCUGAUCUGCAACAUAUUUUCCUGUCUUCAACCUCAUCACUUGUCAGUAACAUCAACACAGAACGCAUCAUCAAGGAGACCAUGAGCAGCAACUACAGCGCCACUCUCUUAGGCCCUGCCCCCUGGGGCUUCAGGCUGCAGGGAGGGAAGGACUUCAACAUGCCCCUCACCAUCUCCAGGCUGACAGAUGGUGGGAAGGCCGCUAAAGGUGGGAUUUCAGUUGGAGACAUGGUUCUAUCUAUUGACGGCAUCGCCACGGAGGGCAUGAACCACCUGGAGGCCCAGAACAAGAUCAAGAGCUGCACUGGUAACCUCACCCUCAACCUGCAGAAGGCCUCCAGUGUUCCUAAACCUCCUCCUGUGGCACCAAAGGACAACAGAUCAGACAUCAUAAAACCAGUGGCCCUCACCCAUCUGCCUCCCUCACCCCAUUCCCACCCUCACUCCACCAUACCCUACAAUAAGACCCCUAGACCUUACAGGGGUUGCGGAACAGAGAGCGAAUACCCGGCGCCACAGUCCCCCUUUGCUCCCUUCAUCCCAUCCCCAUCCUCUGCCUUCACACCUGCCUCCUCUCACACCAGUCCGCUUCCCCCUCCACCUCCUGUUUCUUACCCAUCGUCUUCUUCCUCCUCCUCCCCUCCUGUCCUCGUUCCACCCCAGCCAUCAGUGUAUAACACACCAAUCAACCUCUACUCCAAUGAGAACGCAUUUGAGGUGGCCAUGGGGCAGAGGCGGGGCCUAUUGGAGAGUCAGGGCGGAGCCUUGCCCUUGCAGUUUAAUGGAGUUCCAAGGAAACACGUUGUGGACACAGACAUCAAUUUUUACCAUGUGUCCACUCAUGCUGAUGCCAGCAGGCAGCGCAUAAUAGAGGACACAGAGGACUGGCGCCCACGCACCGGCACCACCCAGUCCAGAUCAUUCAGGAUUCUGGCUCAGAUCACUGGCACUGAGAAUGCUCCAGAUGAGGAAGCUGAUGGAGCCAAGAAGACAAAUUUCCCAGUCCAAGGCAAUACUCAUCUAUCUCAUAUGUCAGCAUGUCAUCAUGUACUUUCUACCAAACCAGUCAGGAGAGAGCUCCUGUCAAGUCCUCUGGACUUCCUGCCCAGAGCAGCUCCCUGCCCCCGUCCUCUCACUCCCAGUUCCCCCAGACAGCCCACACGAAACAAAAACGCUGAGCACCCUAGUCCAGUGCAGGCAAGAACAACUUAUCAGAGCAGUCCUGGGCCUCCUCAGAAGGCAGUGUCUCAGUCCUUAUUGGACGCCUUGCUCAUCAAUCCAAUCACUCAAGCUCCGCCACUGUACUUGAGGAAGAAGAAGAAGAAGAAGCAUCAUAGCGUCAGUGAGCUGCACCUGCCCAAGAACAAGAGUGAGGAGGGAGAGGAGCCAGAACUCAACAGCCAUGAGUCUGCAGUUGUCAAGACGAUGAUCAAAGGGUCUGCUGCAAACCAGGGCCACGGUUCACGGACUGGAUUGAUCACCCCAUCUUUUGGUAUGAGGGGUAAUGGAAGUGCCAGUGUGCCAAGGGGUCCUGUCCCAGCCCGACCUGUACCUCAGCCCCACCCUAAAGAUGAGGACACCCUGGUGCAGAUGGCAGAACACAUCCCUGCUGGGACUCGUACGCCCAUGUGUGCCCACUGUAACAUGGUCAUCAGGGGGCCAUUUUUGGUAGCAAUGGGGAAAUCAUGGCACAAAGAGGAAUUUAACUGUGCCCACUGCCGUUCAUCACUGGCAGAUACAGGCUUUGUGGAAGAACAGGGAUCUGUCUACUGUGAACACUGCUACGAAGAGUUCUUCGCUCCAACAUGCAGUCGCUGUCAGGCAAAGAUAUUGGGGGAGGUGAUAAACGCCCUCAAACAGACGUGGCAUGUCUACUGCUUCCUGUGUGCUUGCUGUCAGCGGCCAAUCAAAAACAACACCUUCCACCUGGAAGAUGGAGAACCAUACUGUGAACAAGACUUCUACAGUUUGUUUGGGACUGGCUGCCAUGGCUGUGAGUUCCCCGUUGAGGCUGGAGACAAGUUCCUGGAGGCCCUUGGUUACACCUGGCAUGACACCUGCUUUGUUUGUGCUGUGUGCUGCACCACUCUGGAAGGCCAGACCUUCUUCUCCAAAAAAGACAAACCUCUUUGCAAGAAACAUGCUCACACACUGAAGAUAUGAAUAUUGUACUUUCCUCACAAUUUUCUAGCCAUACAUUCUCUCUUGUUUGGGGGGUGGGAAUGCCUCUUCAUAGUACUGUAGUUAGUUCCCACAACAAUAAAAUUCACACAAUUCAACUCACACAAACAUAGUAGUGGCUCUUGCAGUUCAGAAUUACAGAAACACUGCUAUGUGUUAAAUACACUUAUUCUUGUCCCGGAUCCACUAUAAAACAUUUAUUAUUUUCUUUUGACACCUGCUUUCUGCUAUAAGCAGUAAAACAGACUGUAGUAAAGGAUCACUGUUUUUACCAAUUUUUAACAAAAGAUACUCUGAAAGAAGCACAUCAGUUAUAACGGAUUUUAAUUUUAAUUUUAUUUGUCCCUGCAUCCCGAAGUAGAACAGUUUUACUGCCAAAUGGUGCAGUGUAUGUGUACUACUAUUAGUAAAUCACCAAAUUCGCAUUUAAUAUUACAUAUGAUUUUGUGAUCCUAAUCUUUAUUUAUAAUUUAAACUUUAAUCUUAACAUUUGCCAUUGUAAGUCACUAUACAAAGUGGCUAACCUCUUAAAUCCCUCAACACUUAGACUGUACCAGAAAUGUGGGAAAAUUUAUAGUCAUACUCAUACUAUAUGAAUUAUUUUUGUUAGUCUUUGUGUUGUUUUAAUGAAGUUUAAAAAGAGAAUAUUAGCCAUCCGAUUUCCUGUGUUAAACUGUGUUGUACAUAUGUGUCAAAACCAUAUUAUAGACAGAAAUUGAAAAAUCAGAAUCUGCAUCAACACAUUUCCAGAAUAUGCUUGUGCAAGUUGUUUUAAUACAAGUAAGCUGGAUGUCUGGGGUGGUGGUGAAAGCUGUUGCCUUUGAUCCGUGCUUAAACAUAUCUGAACUUUUUUCUUUAUUUUUUAAAUGAAUUCUACGUGUUUUAUUUUCCAUUUGUUGUGCAAUACUGGUAACAUUGGCAAAAAUCUUACUAGUUGCAAAACAAAAGGUCACAUUCAGUAAUAUGAAUUUAGAACAGUGAGGCACUUGAGAAAGAUAGACAACGAGAAAGAGAAAUGGUCUUGAUUUUAUGGAGGACAGAAUUGGCUCUGAAUAUAAAUUAAAUAAAUACAUAUAAACACAAAUACAAAUAAAUACAAAGCAUAAUAUAAAUCCCAUAUAAAGUAUAUUUAUGUAUUUCUCCUUACUAUUAUAGACUGCCAUAUCUUGACAAUUGCAUAGUACUGGCAGAAAUAUGUUUUCUAUACUAAGUGCCAUAUAGUUUCCUGAAUCUUAUUUAUAUUUUUAUUUAUUUUGUUUCAUUAUUAUACAUAUUUAUAUUAUAAUAAUUGCAUUCAUUUCUGGUCGAUUCAGUCCUCCAUAUGCUUCAUUAAAGUGAGCAGCUCUUUCUGGCUUUCCUGCAGGAAAAUAUGAUCAAACAUGGAUACUAAAAUAUUUUAUUUUGUUUAUAGAGGAUAGAAAUGUCUUAUCUGACAAUAUGUAUUUAACUGUUUGGGUAACUGGUUUUUGCUUUUCAGGGCUCGGUGCAGGGAGUGGAUCGGGAGUAGUUUCUUCUGUGUUUUUAGAAUCUCACUUGAUUGUCCACUAAUUGUCCCAACAUGCUGAUUUGACGAUAUUUUCUUUUCAGUAUGGCUGAGGUGUACAUAUGGUAUAUUUUGUUUUGUUUUCCAAACACCGGAAUAAAUGCCAACAAAACUCAGUCAUUAAUUUCACACAAUAAUUAUAAAAGAAAGCUGCUGUUUUUACUUUUUGGGACAAAAUUGGGUUAAUACAAACAAAACUACAAUACAUACAAUACAUAUAUAUAUGUAUGUAUUGUACACUACAAUAAAAUUACACUACAAAAAACUACAAUAAAAUUGAUCUGAGUUGUCUAAUAAAUGGUGUGCUUUUAAAGAAA